Molecule: messenger RNA, 1141 nt
Organism: Dreissena polymorpha
Lineage: Eukaryota; Metazoa; Mollusca; Bivalvia; Myida; Dreissenidae
Biological process (GO): double-strand break repair via homologous recombination
Cellular component (GO): chromosome; cytoplasm; nucleus
Molecular function (GO): 3'-5' DNA helicase activity; four-way junction helicase activity
Source: RefSeq, a predicted model, not a curated record
UUUGAUGAGGUUCAUAUGAUUUCAGAAUGGGGAAGUGAAUUUCGACCAGCAUUCCGAAAAUUAGGUGAACUUACGGUGAUAUUCCCUAAUGCUUGCCACUUGGCAUCAACAGCCACAUGUACCGAACAAAGAAAGAAUGAAUUGACAGACACUUUGCAAUAUAGGAAAUACACCUGUGUGUCUAUUAAUCCGGACAGACCCAAUAUUUAUAUAAGUUAAAGGUCAAGAUUACCAAAUAAAAAAAUUGAUAAGUGUGACUCAUUGAUUGAGCCAGUGGCAGUGGAGCUAACUGAUAAAUUGAGUGACUUCCCAGUAACUACCAUGUAUGUUGAAAGUUUGGAGGCGUUGGGUUAUUUUUACCAGUACCUUAAUUCUUAUUUAGGUAAAAGGCAAUAUACUGGUGAGGAAAUUCCGGAGAAUAUAAUAUUUGCUCAGUAUCAUAAGGAUUAUACAAAAGCAAUGAAAUCCUUUAUUGUGAGUGACUUGUGCAAGAAGAAACCAUCAAUUCGCCUUGUUCAUUCGACAGUUGCUUUAGGAAUGGGACUAGAUGCCCCAAGUAUAUCAAGGGUAAUUCACUGUAGACCACCAACCAGUUUGGAGGCCUACAUGCAGGAAAUAGGUCGAGCCGGAAGAAAAGGUCAAUCUUCUGAAGCUAUCUUGUAUUACAAUAAUAAUGACAUAUCAAAGGCUAGGAAGGGUAUAUCAGAUUCCAUAAUACAGUACUGCCAAGAUGACGUUAAUUGUCUAAGAUUGCUGCUGGUUAAACACUUCGGUUUCAGUGAAACACAAUACUCAGGAAACCCAAAUGGGUGUUGCUCAAAUUGUAACAAUGUACACUUGAACAAGUGAGAUAAUAGUCUAGGACUCAAUUGAGUGAAGUGUGAAGAGUGAAAGAAACAUCUGAUAAAGACAAAACAAUAUAAAGAAGUGAAACUCCAGCUGCUGGAGCAGUAUUGAAUUUUCAUUAAAAACAAUUAGUAGGUCCUUUUUUUAAGGCAAGUGACCGAUUGCCCAAACAGUACAAAACAGCACAAUACAGCACAAUACAAACCAACAUAAACAUAAAAUAUGAAUAAAGCUGGGGUCACCGCCUUGGAACGGUCAAUGCAAAGCAUUAGGGGUUUAAACCUGGUUAUAGAGC